Molecule: messenger RNA, 819 nt
Organism: Thlaspi arvense
Lineage: Eukaryota; Viridiplantae; Streptophyta; Magnoliopsida; Brassicales; Brassicaceae
Source: the annotation of a GenBank genome assembly
AUGGGGGGAGAAGUUAAGGUAGUGAUGCUUCCAUUUUUGGCUUUCGGCCAUCUUAUUCCCUUCCACCACCUGGCCACGGCGUUGGCCAAAGCCGGUGUCCACGUCAUCUUCGUUUCAACCCCAAACAAUAUCCGGAGACUCCCUAAGCUUCCCCAGGAAAUUGUCAAUAUGAUUGAAUUUAUCCAGUUUCCCUUGCCUGAAUCCCUUCUGGCGAGCUUCUUGAGCCUCGUAGCCGACCGGUCACCAAACUGGAUCAUCGCCGAUGUUAUUCCCCAUUGGGCUGCAGAUGUCGCUCGUGAUCUCGACAUCCCUCUCAUCCUUUUCAACGUGUCAUUGCCAGAAUCCUUCGAGGCGCCCCCGCGGUGGGUGGAUUUCCCCUCAUCUGUGGCUUUUCGGAAUCAUGAAGCCGUCGCUGUCCAUGCUGGACUUUAUGGUAAGAAUGCCUCUGGCAUUGCAGACGCCCAGCGGCUGGCCAAGUUACUCCAAGCGAGCCAGGCAAUCGCGGUCCGUAGCUGUAAAGAGAUUGAAAAUGAGUAUUUGAACCUAUACGUCAAGAUCACCAACAAGCCGGUCAUUCCGGGCUUGAACGCGCGGUUAUUGGUAGAUAAAGGGUUGGCAAUAGAGGUGGAGAGAGAGGAAGACGGGUCGUUCAACCGAAACGGUGUGGCACAAUGUCUUCGGCGAGCCAUGGAGGGGGCCGAGGGGGAGAGAUUGAAGGUUAGGGCAGAGGAAGCUGCCGCAAUUUUCAGUGAUCGGAAGUUGCAAGAUCAGUACGUUGCUGACUUCGUGGACUAUCUCAGAAAAGGGCCCAGGAAGUAA